UAGAAACUAUAUUUAGUGAUGACGACACUGCCAUGGUGCAAAUAUACUCAGGUAAGCGAACUUCAUUUCCGUUUUAUUUUCCGUGAUUUUUCCUUUCCCUUUCCUGCCUUUUUCCCUCUUUCUUUUUCCCUCUUUCUUUUUCCCCGCUCUCCUGAUUUUGUUUGUGUAGUAGAAUUUUUUUUCUCCAUGCCUAAGUUUCAGCGUCAUUAUACUAUUCUUCAUAUAUCUUUUCGAAUGACUUGAGCCCAUAAUAUCAAUGUCAGAUGUACGUUAAAUUUAGUUUACCUUCGUGCUCACUUGGUCCGAUAGAGACAGCUCGACGGAACUAAGGAAUAAGAAAAGUCAAACACUCCGCAAAGGUGAUACUUGCCUAAUGGCGAAAGCACUACCGCCUUGUCACCAGUUUGCAUAAUAGCGUGGUUUCGGAAAGCAUACCGCACAAUUGACUUUAUUUAGUGACUUACUAUAGCAAUAAUAGUGACCGUAACGUAUGAUAACAUCACUAUUGAGUGUAGCAACAAAAUCCCAAUAAAGAAGGGCGUCAGGCAAGGAGAUACGAUCUCUCCAAUGCUAUUCACAGCGUGUUUACAGGAGGUAUUCAGACACCUGGAUUGAGAAGAAUUGGGGAUAAGUGUUAAUAGAGAAUACCUUAGUAACUUGCGAUUCGCUUAGUAACUCAGGGGACCAAUUGCAAUGCAUUCUCACUGACCUGUACAAGCAAAGUAGAAGGGUGGGUCUAAAAAUUAAUCUGCAGAAAACAAAAGUAAUGUUUAACAGUCUCGGAAGGGAACAGCAGUUUACGAUAGGUAGCGAGGCACUGGAAGUGGUAAGGGAAUGCAUCUACUUAAGGCUGGUGGUGAUCGCGGAUACGGAUUAUGAGGCUGAAGUAAUCAGAAAAAUAAUGGGCUGAGGUGUGUUUGGCAGGCAUUCUCAGAUCAUCAACAGCAGGUUGCCAUUAUCCCUAAAGAGAAAACUGUUUAGCAGCUGUGUCUUACGUACGGGGCAGAAACGUGGAAGCUCACGAAAAGGGCUCUACUUAAAUUGAGGACGACGCAACGAGCUAUGGAAAGAACAAUGAUGGGUGUAACCUUAAGGGAUAAGCAGAGAGUAGAUUGAGUGAGGGAACAAACCGCGAGUUAAUGACAUCUUAGUUGAAAUCAAGAAAAAGAAAUGGGCAUGGGCAGGGCAUGCGAUGAGGAGGGAAGACAACCGACGGUCAUUAAGGGUUAUGGACUGGAUUCCAAGGGAAAGCGUAGCAGGAGGCGGCAGAAAGUUAGCUGGUGUGGCGGUCUCCAGGGUAGCGUACUCCACCGCUGCCGACAGUUGUUGCGAUGGCUUUUGCUCGCAGCUCGAGAGCCGUUACUGUUGGGUAGCGUGACGUUGUAGGCAGGCUACAGGCGUCUGGUAGACCAUGGCGUUCAAGCAGGGACAAGACGACUUCUAGUGCGUAACUUGCACUGUUUUUUCAAUGGUUGGUGAAAGAGAGGAAAAAGAGAAUGAAGUGAAAGUGUACAAUGCGGGGACCUUUGAAUGGGCCCACAAAGAUCGUAGGCGGGAUCUUGCUCAAGUCGACGUCACGUGACAUGCAGAGUCCCACGGAGCUUGGCGGCGGCACCCACUUUCCCAGUACGAUGUUUUCCCGAGCUUGCCUUCUACUGGCGGCAGCCCGCGGGUCCUGGGGAUCGUAGGCAGCUGAUCCAUUCUCUUUCGCGCGUCCUUAGUUGGCGGAAAGGGUGUCUGGUUGUGGAUGGGUGGCUUAUCCAUUCUCCCAGUUGUCUUCACGAGCGUGCCUCCACUGGCGGCAGCCCGGGAGUCCUGUCUGGUCCGCGGAUAGCGUGCUCCCUUAGAGUUGGCUUUUCGUGGAAAUGGUUUUCACGCACACACACACAGAGGCCUCUGAACGCUGCGGGGCAUCCGCUAGACCGGCAUCCACUCGAGACAACCAUAGCAAAUUAGGAAUCCAUUCUUCGUUUCGCUUAGGUAUGCAAACACACGAGGGGGCCUGUAAGUACUGCGGUGCACCUGCCAGACCGGUAACCACUCGAGACAACCACAGCAAACUAGGAAUCCACCCUCCGUUUCGAUGAGGCAUGGUGGUUGAACAUCCUAUUUACCCGGGGUGUUACACGCCAACCGUAACAGUCGGCCGAUGAGAUUAUGAAGUUUGCAGGUACAACAUGGCCACAAUUAGCACAUGACCGUGGUAGUUGGAGAAGUAUGGGAGAGGCCUUUGCCCUGCAGUCGGCAGAUCCAGGCUGAUGAUGAUUUAGUGACUUGCUAUAGCAAUAACUGUGGCCGUAACGUACGAUAACAUGGUCUACUAGGAGUCUCAUGCAAGUUGUCGCGUUUAGUCUGACGACCCUUGAGCCGACUGCCUUCUCCGCUACUGAAUUUGACACAAGUUCGCUGCAUGCAAUGUUUUCGUCUACCGAUUGUAGAAUGCACAUCGUGACCCGGAAAGGCUUUGGUGCCGGGUUCGAGUCGCGGACCAUGACGAAUUUUUCUUCAACUGUGAGGCUUUCCUUUUGAGGAACUCGUAUGGGUUUCCUUCGUAGCAAUUGCUACGAAAGGGUGGGUGUCUGAUUUUCCCUUUAUAAUUAUUUCUCCUCACAUUGCGGCUGGAGAGAAGUAACUAUUGCGUCAAACUCUUGCCUUUGCUUUGAGUUGUUGACAAAUUCGACUUCGCUCUGCCACCUGUUAGCCGCCUGGUUAGCUCAGAUGGUAGAGCGGCUGCCCCGGAAUGGCGGUCGUCCCGGGUUCGAGUCCCGGACCAGGACGAAUUUUUCUUAAACCGUCAGGCUUUUCUUUCGAGGAACACGUAUGGGUUUCCCUUGUAGCAAUUGUUACGAACGGGUGGAUGUGAUUUUUCGCUUUGUAAUCGUGCCCAUAUGUGUUCCGGUGACCCGCCGAGGUGAUCUAUUUGCAAUAUGAUGUGAUGCCGUUCAACACCUACGAUUGAGAGGAAAAUACUUUCUGACGAAGCACAAUGCGUAUAUUACAUGACUGUUUGUUCCUGGACUCAGUCGCUAAACGCGAGCUGCGCGUAAGGGCCAACAAUGUCUGAAGAAAGCGAUAAUACCUAUGGGCAAACGCCAAAGACGGAACAUUGCCCUCCCUAUAUACUGCUUGACGUGUGCAGCCGAAAGGGUAGCCUAAUAAAAAUGUAAGGUUAAAGUAAUGAUAAGCAAAACAAAUAGUAUUUUUGCGAUGCCGAAACAAGCCCAAGUGCUGUUCAUGACGCAGGCACAAAUACAGACGGCUCAAGCCGACAUCUUAAAACAUGGCGACCGAAGCGUAGCAGCAAGAACACAUACAGCGUCCUAGUAGUCUUUGGUUUGGCCCUUUUAGCCACCUUCAUCGCGAUGAUAUAAACAAGGGCUACGCAGGGACAAAUAUUUUAGAAGUUUACCGCGGCUAUUUGUCUUCAUUCUUAAUAAUCAUGGAUUAUGCCUUAGUUUUUAUACAGGCAACUAUGCCAACGCAGAAAAGCGCUCAAACGAGAAACCAACGUAGGCGAGGCUGAGGAAAGCAUACCGGCAUUAACAUUGCUUCCACGCGCACAGUUCGACGUACUUUCCUUCGCAAGCGUUGCAGGUGUGUUUCCGCGCUAGCAAGCCGCUCAUAAAUCUUUCCUCUGCGGCUUUGCGGCUGCCAGAGACGCCGCUUUCCCCGAUCGCUGUAUUCGCAGUCGAAGCACUUAUCGGACAACGCGCCUGCCGGCUUGCCGAACCUUCUCGUUCACCACUGUCUCCGCAAUGUCAGGAGUUUACACCAAGAAAUGUGUCGACGACGUAUGGGAUGUUUCCGAAGGGGCGCUUCCUUUCAAACUGCAGCGGAUAGCUGAAGUUGAGUUGGGAGAGACUUCAGUGAAGAGGAAAGAAGCCCUGGAGAGGCUUUCUGAACUGUUGGAAGAAGAGGAAGGCCUCUGUCCGAGACAAGAUGCCGCAUUCCUUCUGCGGUUCCUACGCGUGCGGAAGUACAACGUGGAGGCGGCGCUGCGUACCAUCCGCAACUACUACCGGAACCGCAACACGAGUGGGACCAUCUUCGAGGACUUAACGCCAUCCAGCAUAUCGGAAGCAACACGCCGGAUUAUGAUGAUAAUGCCGGGACAGGAUGUUUGCGGACGCCCCAUCUUUCUUUUCAAGAUCGGAUCGUGGGACAUCGUGGAAUCUUCUUACGUCGAAAUGCACCGGGCCGUCAUGCUCUGCCUUGAGCAUUUAGCGAAAGAUGCUACAACGCAAACACUGGGCAUGGUCAUGCUGUUCGACUACGCUAACCUGACGCCACAAAAAGUGCUCUCCAUCAAUGUGGGCUUGAUUCGAAGAGGCUUCGAGUACCUUCAGGAUUGCAUGCCCAUGCGCCUGAAGGCCCUGUACGCCGUACGAGAGGGGUUUGCAUUCGACAUGAUCUACGCGUUGGUGCGGCCAUUCCUCAAGAACAAGCUUACCGAAAGGUUUCAUCCGUACGGAGAAAACUUUGAAGAACUCCACAAGCAUGUAGACCCUCACGUCUUACCUAAGGAGUACGGUGGAGACGCACCUCCAUUAGACUUUACGGAAUUCUGGAGCAGGCUUGAGAGCUAGCUGGACGAGUGUAAGGAGAACAGCAAGUGUGGCUACAUCACGAAUAACUGCCAUUUUGUCACGGAUGCGGAAAUUCAAAAUGAAGUCACGUUUCUGUAAUAAAGAUACAGCAAACAGGA
Dermacentor andersoni is the source of this 4705-nucleotide messenger RNA. Its product is annotated as retinaldehyde-binding protein 1-like. Lineage: Eukaryota; Metazoa; Arthropoda; Arachnida; Ixodida; Ixodidae. The record is from RefSeq and is a predicted model, not a curated record. Gene Ontology annotation, molecular function: phosphatidylinositol bisphosphate binding. Gene Ontology annotation, cellular component: membrane.